AACAACACUUAUUCAAAUCAAACACACGACCAUGGCUCAACCGAAUCACAGCUAUAACACGAUCACGUACGGCACAUUUUCCCGCUUGCUCGAGUCAUACAAAGAACAUGUUCCCAAGAAGCUGGAUGAACUAGAGGAGCAAAGACUCAAGGUCAUUCCGGAGGCAUUGUCGGAGAGGACCGAUGAUGCUCAUCUCAAGAAAAUUGAGCUGCAAAAGCUGUUAGAGUGGAAACUUGGCCAUGGCACCUUCAGACCGUCCUUGCGCAAGCUCGUUGAAUCGAACACAGACGAGGCGGUGGAGCAAUGCACGCGCGAAGCGUUCGAGACUUACGCAAAGGACAGCGAUCAGUGGGCCAUGGUGGUGGCAAUGUUGGCCAAGGGGCUCCGUGGCGUAGGGCCCGCGACGGCCUCGCUCCUGCUCAAUACUUACGACGGCGAGAAUGUACCGUUCUUCUCGGAUGAAUUGCUCCGAUGGGUCAUGUUCUCCGAGGGAAAAGGCAACGGAUGGGACAGAAAGAUCAAGUAUUCGAUGAAGGAAUACCAAGAGCUGUACAGACGAGUGGGGGUCUUACGAGAGAGAUUGGCCAAAGAAAGCGAGAAGACGAUCACGUCAGUUGACGUGGAAAUGGUAGCGUACGUACUAGGGCGAAGACAAACCGAAGGAAUCAAGAGAAAGGAGGUCGAUCAAGAGGACAAAGAAGGAGAUGAAAGAGAGGCAGGAGAACACAAGAACAAGAGGAAGAAAAGGAAGAUAUAGAUGCCUGUAUACCAUGGAUAUCGUGCAGGUCAUCAAGAGGGAUGUUGUGCUUUUGCAGCUCAUGAACCCUGUCUCAAGGGUCCUCGAUUCGAGGUGACUCCAAGGCAUACCUACCACCCUCGAGAGUCUCAUAGGGCUGAGCACGCCAUAUUGACAAUUGCAGAAAUUUUGGCUACCGGCAUAUAACUCUUACGUGCAUGCAAGCCACGAUUCUCACCAAUUAU
Molecule: messenger RNA, 981 nt
Organism: Aureobasidium pullulans EXF-150
Lineage: Eukaryota; Fungi; Ascomycota; Dothideomycetes; Dothideales; Saccotheciaceae
Exons: 2
Coding region: 32-757 (241 amino acids)
Source: RefSeq, a predicted model, not a curated record